UAGUUGUAACUAAAGAAAUUCACCCUUCAAUUUUAGGACCAUAUAUUUUCUUAUAUUUACAAUUCAACCCCUUCUUUCCCUCAUCAAAAGCCCCUCGCUCUGUCUCCACACCGUCACUUUCAAAUUUAGACGAAUACUUUGUUAGAAAAAGAAAAGGACGAAGAGCAAAACUCACUCUUAUACUUUUCUCUCUUUCUCUUCAAACAAUUAAAACCAAUUAUCGAAAAUUUAACUUUACUAUGAACAAUUUCGCUGGCGGUUAUGCUGAAUUUUCGUCGGUGGAUAAUGUCAAUGUGAAUAAUAAUAUCGGCAAUGUCCAUUUUACGGUGGAUGAGUUGUUGGAUUUUUCCCGGGAGGAUGAGACGAUGACCGACACAUUUUUCAACAGUUUGGCGGGGAAUUCCAAUGAUUCGUCGAUUGUCAAAGGGGUUGAUAGUUGCAAUUCAUCGAUUUCCGGUGGUGGCGAUGGCCAAUUUAAUGGUAACAUUAGCUGCCGUAGCUUCACUGACUCUCAAUUCUCCGCCGCCGAACUCUGCAUUCCGUAUGAUGAUUUGGCGGAGCUGGAAUGGCUAUCAAAUUUCGUAGAGGAAUCAUUCUCAAGUGAUGACCUUCACAAACUCGACUUCAUCGCUACCACCACCACUACUAAAACUGCCGCCGUUGCUGCCGUCACCGACAACUCCUCAUCCUCUGUCACCACAACCGUUUCUUCCACCAUUCAUUCGUCGCUGCCUCCCAUUUUCCCCUCCGAUGUCGGCGUAGUUGCACCAUUACUAAUAUUCCAUCGUCAUAAUAAUAAAUAA
This is a messenger RNA of Olea europaea var. sylvestris, 803 nucleotides long. RefSeq names its product GATA transcription factor 12-like. The coding region runs from base 240 to 803 and encodes 187 amino acids. The transcript has 3 exons. The record is from RefSeq and is a predicted model, not a curated record. NCBI's taxonomy places the organism in Eukaryota, Viridiplantae, Streptophyta, Magnoliopsida, Lamiales, Oleaceae.